GACUACCAUGAGCAGCUCCAGAGGGACGCCCAGUUCCUGUGCUCAGACCAGAGGAUGGACACUGAACUGGUGGACAGACUGGUGCUGCAGCUGAACAGGAUCCACCCCCAGAUACUCAACGACAAGGAAGCUCACAGGUUCAGGAUCCUGAGCGUGCCCACCCAGGUGCGGUUAGCCGAGCUGCUGAAGCACCUGCACUGGAAGGGGGAGGAGGCCUGUCAUGAAUUCUACAGAGGACUCCACAUCCACGCUGAGGACGUCUACUCCAGCCUGCCCACCAGAGUCAUACAAAAAGAGUUGGCCGAUUCAAAAUGGACGAACUCUGUGGCAAUCCAUCCAGAGCGUAAUGUGCUCAACGACAGAGGGCCAAUGUUCUUUCUGAGCUGUUUCAGUUUUGCAUUUGGUGUUGCAAUGCUCUACUAUUAUGGAGAGGGUGAAACAUUGAAGAACACAGGUCCAUUUCUUCACUGUUCUGCAGCAAGACUUAGUAAAGGUGCUAAAGAUGUUUUCACUUCCCAUGCUGAGGUUGGAAAAUGGAAAAUGCUUAAGAAGUAGCCCUGUGAGGAGGACAAGCCGUGAAAUUUGCCUCUAUGCUGUGCCAAACUCAUAUAGACUUUGAGCUAAGAAUUCCACAUAUUUAUAAGCACUAAUUGACUUGUUUUUUAAUCUGAAGAUGACUUUACCGUGAGUCAUUCUGUCUUGAAUUCCCACUGUCGACAUCUCUUUACAUGGAAAGAAAUGCAAUUAGUGUUAUCUGGAUUUAUUGUGUGUAUAGAACAAUUAUAAUUUUAAUCAUUUUUUCAGCUUGAAAUCAAAAUGUUGUUAAAUGUGUUAAAUUAACUGAAAAACCACCCACACGGGUGAUUUUCAAUCCAUCCGGCUGAUUAAACCUCAGCUGAGUGGAGUUACAUUAUGUUACCAAACAUAAUGAGCUUAUACAAAAAUAAAAACAACACCAUUUUUAACAUGUGAAAAGUAGUGACGGCAAGAAGGGCAACCCAGAGUAAAUGAAUCGAAAAU
Messenger RNA from Centropristis striata (black sea bass), 1020 nucleotides. RefSeq names its product caspase recruitment domain-containing protein 19-like. The transcript has 5 exons. Bases 55 to 555 code for a protein of 166 amino acids. Lineage: Eukaryota; Metazoa; Chordata; Actinopteri; Perciformes; Serranidae. Gene Ontology annotation, cellular component: mitochondrion. The record is from RefSeq and is a predicted model, not a curated record.